Molecule: messenger RNA, 615 nt
Organism: Saccostrea echinata
Lineage: Eukaryota; Metazoa; Mollusca; Bivalvia; Ostreida; Ostreidae
Exons: 2
Coding region: 1-615 (204 amino acids)
Source: RefSeq, a predicted model, not a curated record
AUGAUAAGUCAGCUCGGUAAAGGAGCUUUAUUGGGCAAAAUGGACAUAAAAAGCGCCUUUCGACUAUUACCAAUAAAACCAAAUGAUUUUUGCCUACUCGGCUUCAAAUUUGAAGGUAAAUACUACAUUGACAAAUGUUUACCAUUUGGUUGUUCUAUAUCAUGCGCUACAUUUGAGAAAUUUGCUUCAUUUUUGGAAUGGGCCGUCAGGUCACAGUUUGGUUUCGCGCAUGUUACGCAUUAUCUUGAUGACUUUUUGUUUGCUGGUUCAGCUAAUUCCGACGAUUGCUUACGACUCAUGAGACAAUUUGGCGAUUUAUGUAAAGCUUUGGGAAUUCCUCUUGCCAUCGAUAAAACUGUUGGCCCUGUCACAAAGUUAACCUAUCUGGGAUUGAAAAUUGACACAUGUCUGGGGCAAGUACGCAUUCCAAACGAUAAGCUAAUUAAGCUUAAGAUUUCGCUGACAGAAAUGACAAAUAAAUCUAAAGUCACUUUGAAGGAGAUGCAAUCUCUGUGGACCAAAUUCCGGGAACUAGCCCCAAAGGCAGAUGUAAAACCAACCCCGAUUCCACCGGUAUUUCACUCACUGAUAUCAGGAGCGAAACCGUUAGAUUAA